Molecule: messenger RNA, 3762 nt
Organism: Talaromyces rugulosus
Lineage: Eukaryota; Fungi; Ascomycota; Eurotiomycetes; Eurotiales; Trichocomaceae
Exons: 2
Coding region: 1-3762 (1253 amino acids)
Biological process (GO): telomere maintenance
Cellular component (GO): chromosome, telomeric region
Molecular function (GO): DNA binding
Source: RefSeq, a predicted model, not a curated record
AUGGAAUCGCCAACCGUCUCUUCGUCCUCGCACGAACCCCACCGUCAUGAUAGCCUAAUAUCAUUUGCGCGACUCUCCCCAGAUCUAGAAAAUCCCGGCCAAUACUCCCUCCAGGCGGUGGUUACGCUGGUGUGGCCGUUCUCAAGCUCGAAUGGCGCUUUUAGUCUCCUACUUGCUGAACCCGAUUUUCGUCUGCGUAAGCAGAACGGCCAGGUGCGGGUGACAUUUCGGGGACUCUGCGCCGAGCAGGUGGCUCGAACUAAAGUCGGCAUCGGCGAUAAGGUAACCUUGAGCCUGCAGGGAGCACGAUGGACAGAGAAUGAAAGGCUUCAUUCGACGCCGGGAAAAUCACUGGAAUGGGAGUUGCAGUUUAUCAACCGCGUGAAGCUUGAGGCAGUUCGAAACGACAAUGUCCUUGCUGUGCUCGACGUCGAUUCUCCUCCACCGCCAGAGAUACACGCCGUGCCCACCACCCCCUCCGCCUCCGUACCCAAUAUUGACGGUUGGGCAAGCGAUUUACCAGUGACGGAGAAAUGGGAUACUCCUGCUUUCCUUCGCACAAAGAGGCUUUCGUCGGGCAGUCCACUACAAGCCGGUUUCAGCCCAUUCGUAGAGGAAGAUGGAUUUAUACCUGGCAAAGGCAGAAAAAGACCUAGAUUCAGCUUCCCCAGCAGUGGGUGGCGACUCGUGGACGAACCGGAUAUAGAUGAGCCCACCAACGAAGACAACUGGUUUGAAUCUGACGAAGAAGAGCUGCAAAGAGACGAUAAUGAUGUUCCGAUUUCUGGAGAACCCUUUCAGGAAGAUUUACGGGAUCUAGAUGAUUCAUCGCAUUUAUCACCUGUGGAUGCAUAUGAAACGGCUUCAGCUAGACCUCUGGAAACCUCAAGAGAACCUCAGUCUUUAGACCUGACACCGACACCAACACCGGCAGUACUUCCAGACAAACUCGAUACAAAGCCAAUAUCCAUCCAAAUACAGGAAUACGAUGAGGAAAUCCUCAGCAGCGAGUUGUUGUCCAAACACCCUCCGCUUCCCACCGAUACUCCCCGCCUUCAUCCUUUACCAUCCCACGGCCUCGCAACACCCUCACCAAUAACACACACACCUGAAAACUCUUUGGGAUAUUUCUUUCAAGCGCCUCCGCCGCCUCGAUCAUCUCAAUUUCUGGCUCCCACAACAGCCAACGACCACAAAAUCGACAACCUACCUACUUCCAGUUAUCCUUUUGGCGAUACUGUAUCGCCAGAUGUUUCGGGAACUACUCACUAUGAUGAUGAAGCUCCUAGAAGUGACGAGCCAGAUAUUGAAGCACGGUCUCAGUUUGAACAUUUCUCUGCAAGGAGUGGGUUCAAUUCCACAACCCAGGGCAAGCAUGAUACAGUUUUCCAGACACCAGCAGAAUUCACCAUUCCUCCAUUUAUUGCCGAGUCAAAUGGCCAUUUGACAACAGAAGCUGCGGGUUCUCUACUUAUAGAUCCUUCAAUAUCACAAUUGCAUGAAGACUACGCAUAUGAACAGCAAGAAACAUUCGAUCAUGGCAUGGAGAUGGACGAUGAGCACGCAGAAUCGUUAAAUGGCCAUUACGAAAAUGUAUUGGACAACGGCACUGAAGUAGAAGUCGAAUAUACUGACAACAUGGAUUUACCACGCCAAAGCCAACUCGUUUGGAGUGAUAGAGAUGCCGGGGAUUCAUCGCGUACAUUCCAAGAAAGGAUUGACGAGGAUAUAGACUCUGAAAAAGUAGAGGAAGAACGAUAUGCGCAGGUUUUGAACACAGACGAACACGAACCUGUAGAAAAUGGUGCCUAUAAUGUUCCAGCUGAAGAAUAUCAAAUGGUGUCAGAUGAUGCUUUGUCAGACGGUAUGGAAGAAGAAGAAUCCGGGAAUAACGAGCGAGAAGACGAGGCAGAAGAGGACGAUGAAGAGAUGUCAGAAGGCCUAGAAGACAAUAUCGUGUCUGAUUCAGAAUCCGACGAUGAAGUCUAUCACAAUCCACCUCAACCGUCAAACCCACGUCGGAAUGUCCACCCGGAAGUUAUUGUGCUAGACAGCGACAGCGAGGACGAGCCCCCGCGGCCAGAACGGCAGCCAUCACCUCAAUACGACGAUGUAUCCGACUAUGAGAGAAGUGAUGUUUCCGCACAAGCGCAUGAGUAUGCGGAAUAUACGUCGGUUGAAGAGUCAGACGAUGAGGUUGCUGAUCAAAAGGAAGUCAUAAGUGAAGCUAGCAGUGAAAAUGGCCAGAAUGAGGACUCUGACGAUGAGAAUCCAGUCGACGAAGUUGCAGAAAACAAGAUACCAGAGCAGGGGAGCUUAGUUGACGAUGAGUCGGUUCGAGCCGAGGAUGAGCAGCUUGGACUUCCUGCCCAGGAUGAAGAGGCCUUGGUUCAGGAAAAUGACACGGACUCACAUCGUUCCAGGAGCAAAGAACGAUACGAGGCUUCUCUAUAUUCGGAUCAAUCGAGCAUUCGCUCCAUGCCCAAGGAAAUCUCAUCGGGUUCUGAAAAUGAGUAUGCCCCAAGUCAUGGAUAUGCCAAAGACGAUGGUGUGUCGAGUGGUAGGAGUCCAUCUCCAGGUUUAACUCCACGACCGGUUAGUCCUAAUAGGACCAAAUUAACCCAUGAAACACAACCAUUGGCAACUAGAACACGGCCGUUGCCUACGCCACAGCCCACUCAGGAUGAAGAACAGUAUCCUGUGCCUAUUGGCCCUCCGACGGACACGCCAAAUGAAAACGAGGGCUCUACUGCUGGCGAAGUUUUAGAUGAGGGCCAAGAUACUGGCAAGGCUAGUCUCCAUCGGUGGACCGAUGGUUCUGGAGAUGAUGCCCAUUCACCAAAACCUGAUACCGGCGCACAAGUCCCUGAAAUUGGAGUAGAUGGCCAUUUUUUAGAGGGUGAUGCAGCACCAAACAACCGUGAUGACGACCAUGAUGAAGUCGUUCUAGUUGGGGGCCAUUCCACCCCGAAGAGCGUGGAAUCUGAAGCUUACGUUGAAGCAACAGAAGAGCCCCUCGAACACGAGCCAAGGACUCCUAGCCCCCAAAAUGACAAAGCAUCUCGUUAUCCGCUUGUGGAGCUCGGAAAUAGGCUGGAUACUGUCGUGAACAUUAUUGCAAUAGUCGUCGAGGUGUCUGCUGUGGGGCGUGCAAUGUCUGGUUCUCAGGAGUUCUAUUUAUGCUUGCGGAUUACCGAUGCGACUAUGGCUGGAACAACAGUAGCCGUCCAUAUAUUCAGUCCUGACAGAAUAUCCCUCCCCGUGGUGAGCGAGGGAGACGCGAUUGCGCUUCGAAAAUUCAAAGUCCAGAGUUUCGACCACUCUCCGGCCGCGCUUAGUGGUGACAGCAGCGCAUGGGCCGUAUUCCACGCUGAAGAAAACGAGGCUACCAUUGCUGGUCCACCAGUUGAGUUGAGCGGGGACGAGUAUGAAUAUGUUCAAGAACUCCGCAGUUGGUACCACAAGGGCGGGUCUGACAUGGCGGCUGAUCAUAUGCUGCAGGCUUUGAUCGGCCAUGAGCAAAAAGAGCAUUCACCGUCGAGUGUUGCCUCGAGUGAUGUCGGCAGUCUAGGAUCUGUACCAGCAGGAUCGUCAUCUCAGCGACGGCCACGGCGAAGGAAAAGCCACCGCCGCAUCACGAUCCACGAGCUGCGAGAUGGACGACGAUACACUGAGGCUGGGUCUCCAGGAGGCAAUGAUCCAUUAUCCAUCCAUGAACUGCGAGAUGGCACAGUGUACGCGCAUUCGUUUGACAGAGAUUAA